GGGCGUCCCCACAAGUGGGACCUCGCCGGCGCGGGCCCCCGGGCGGGCGGCGGCCCCUCCUGCUCGAGGACGCGGCGCUCCGCUCUGGGCGGCGCGCCGGGCAGCGGCGCGGCUCCACCGGGUGCUCUGGUCGCUCCGUCGGCGGGCGCGGGGUCCCCGAUGAGCCGCCCGCAGGCCCCGGCAGGCGAGAUCGAUACGGUGCUCUUUGUGGACAUCGAUGGCGUGCUCAAUUUCGUCGUCGUGGAGCGGGCCGACAAUGCCAUACACUUCAGCAGCACCAUCGCCGACCAUGCCCUGCUAUGUUGGCACUCGCACUGGCACGGCCUGGAGCCCGCCGUGCGCAACAGGGUCGAGGUGCUCGUCUCGACCCACAGGCGCGCGCAGGGCCACGGCUGCCGCGAGUACGCGGAGCUGGCGUCGUGCCCGCGGUCGAACCUGUCCGCGGUGCUCGUGGGGCGCCUGGCGCAGGUGAUAGAGCAGGCUGGUGAGCGUUGCCUGACCGUCCUCACCUCCACCUGGCGCAAGCCCGAGCACUCGGCGCGAGUGGCGGGCCUGGAGGAGGAGCUGGCGCGGCACCUCGGCAGGCCGUUCCAGUUCGGGGCGCGGACGCCGUUGUGCACUGAGGACGGUUCCCCAGGGACCCGUCUGAAGUGCAUCGGCGAUUUCCUGAAGGCCCUCUGCGACGGCGGGCGCUCUGGCGGACGGCUCCGGGUCCUGGUGCUCGAGGACGACUUCCACUACUCCUCCUUCGGCUGGCAGUGCGGCGCAAAGAGCAUUCGCUGCGCAGAGGAUGCUGAGAGGUUCCUAACGUCGAAGAUUCCGCCCCACAUCUUGAAGAACAAAAUUCUCGCCGCCGCGAGAGUCGUGCACACCUACGACGAGUGGAGGACACCGUCCGGUCUCCCGGUGCGCGCCGGCACUGGGCUCACGGCGGCGCGGUUCUGCGAGGCGCUCGCCUUCCUCGGUGGCCACUGCGAGGUGUGUGCCGCGGCGGCAGCGGCCGCGCCACCGCGUGGCCGCACCCUGCUGGAGGCCGCGAAGGCGGCGCCUGGGCUCCCCGAGCGCCAGCCGAAGGUGAGCUCGCACCCGGCGCCCGCCUGCCCGAAGCUGGCCGGGGGGGCCAGGCGGCGCGAGGCGGCUCUCGCCGAUCUGGGCUGCCUGGCCCUCGUGCCCGCCGUGGCGCGCGAUCUCCUCCGCCGCCCCGGCGCCGGCCGCGCGGCCGAGGGGGCGUGA
Prorocentrum cordatum is the source of this 1233-nucleotide messenger RNA. NCBI's taxonomy places the organism in Eukaryota, Dinophyceae, Prorocentrales, Prorocentraceae. The record is from the annotation of a GenBank genome assembly.